Molecule: messenger RNA, 1368 nt
Organism: Darwinula stevensoni
Lineage: Eukaryota; Metazoa; Arthropoda; Ostracoda; Podocopida; Darwinulidae
Source: the annotation of a GenBank genome assembly
AUGAUACACUGCAAGUUGACCGAACAGGGCGAGGAGUACAUCGGAAGGAGGAACGUGACUUUCUCGGACCAACCUUGUCUACCGUGGAGAGGCUUCGAAGCGAGUGUAACUAUUUCUUCAUUCCCGGAUUCUGACGAUGUCGACGCCCAGCACAACUUCUGUCGCAACGCGAGAGUUCCCGCUAUGAUGACUCCCAAUGCGAAACUGGUUGCUCCAUGGUGUUAUAUUGAGGGUGAGAACAGAGAACAGGUAGAACAUCCCAUGCAAUACUGCAACGUAAACUUCUGUGAGCGCCGAGUUCAAGUUGGAGCCGCGGGGCACGUGUAUCCUGAAUGCCGACUGUCAGAGAAAGGGACGGAAUAUGUGGGAAGCCAGAAAGUGACCGAGACUGGGAAGACUUGCACACAAUCGGACGAGGAAACCUUCUCGCCUGAGGACUUCACAUAUGAGUUCUUUGUAAAAUAUGCCUUCUACUAUUCGAUUCCCAUGUAUAGUUAUUGCCGCAACUCAAUGCACUAUGACCGGCCUUGGUGCUUCGUCUCCGACUCCAACGCUUCAUGGGAGUACUGUGACAUCCCGUUUUGCCACGACCCAAAUCCUCCGGAAUUCAAACUGAGUCCACGUGGAGUGGAAUAUGUGGGGAGAAUGAACGUGACGAUAUCGGGGUAUCCCUGCAAGCCUUGGUUAAAGGCGUGUCCGAGACGUGGGCUGGAAGACGUAUGUGGAAGGUUGAGUCUGGGCCUUUCAGACGAAGUGGAUGGAAAUCACCGGUUUUGUCGUAAUCUGAAGCCAGGAUACCACGGCCCAUGGUGCUUUAUUGACUCUGAAGAAAAAGAAGCGCCCGACUGGGAGUAUUGCGAUGUUCCCUUCCGUUCUCCCAUGGAUGGGGAACGAUGCGACAUUCGAGUGAAUGGGGAUUGCGUCAGGCCGCAAGAGUGCAAAAAGGACAAGAAAGGGAAGGAUUACAUUGGGACGAAGAACGUGACCAAAAAGGGUUUCCCGUGCCAACUGUGGCUAAGCAAUUACCCGAACGACCAACUCAUCACCGUCCUGGACUACGAAGAGAACAAUCGACUUCCGUGGUAUAAUAUGGAGUGGACAGGUUCCAGUCUGACGUACAAGUAUGCGAGCUACUUUCCCGACGACUUGCACCCACAGCACAACUUCUGUCGGAACCCAAAUGAAGACGAAGAAGGUCCUUGGUGUUUGAAUGCUGCAGGGAGGGGACGGGAUUUCUGUGACAUUCCCCAAUGUUGACCCGUCCUCGAAGAGACAAGUAUGACGACCGUUUUAAUGAUGUUCAUCUUACCAUCCAAAUGUUGAUGAUACUUCAAGUGUUUUAGCCCUUGAUAGCACUCCAAGUUCUCG